Molecule: messenger RNA, 2946 nt
Organism: Durusdinium trenchii
Lineage: Eukaryota; Dinophyceae; Suessiales; Symbiodiniaceae
Source: the annotation of a GenBank genome assembly
AUGCUGGUGGUUCUCACCGUUUCGCCGAGCCCUUCUUCAGCUCCAAGCAGAUAUUCCAUGCCAGACUUCCAUCAGCGAGAUGGACAGGCCUUCGUCGACUUGCUGCACCCCGAGAGGAUGGCCGUCGUGGAUACCUGGGGCAAUGAAAGCCUCUUGUUGGUUCCUGGUGGCUUGAAAGCUGUUCAUGUCUCGAUCUUUGCACCCAUCGAAAUGGUGGAGAAGGACUUGGACUCAAAGUGGCUGAUUUGCAAAGGCGCCAACCUGGAAGCUCCAGCGAAGGAUGCCUGCGUGAAGUCGGUGUUCUCGCUGUGGCUCACCAGAGGCGCCUCUGUUCUGUGGCUGGCAGUGCCCUUCCUGGUGCUGCUGGCGAACUCUAAGAGCAGCGUCUUCCUCAGCGUGGUGAAGAAGCCCACCAGGCCCAGCGCUCCUUUGAGUGAGGAGCCACGGAAAGAAGCUCACCACGUCCUUUGUGCUGCCAUUGAGCACACCAUCCCAACGAGGAAUGUGAAGGUCUCUGCUGGUGGCCUGGGGAAGGUGCUUGACCAGAUGCUGCGGGAGCAUCCCAAAGGUCUUCUGAGCUUGGUUCAUCCCAAGUUUGGCGACGUAGACUAUGGUCCCAUGGAAGAAUUCACACAGCUGAAACUCAUCGUCGAUGGCAAGGAGCAAGUGGUCUCGGUCUACAAGUUGGAAGAUGAGCUCAAUGGCAUUAAGGGAACGCGCGACAUGAAGGAUUGGAUGAGUGAAAGAGGUGAUGCGGCAUGGUCUCCCUCCUGGCAGCGUUGCUUCCGGUUCAGUGUCAGGAAUGCUGCAGCCAUGACCGCAAGGCGGAAGACGGGCGAAGUCGCUGCGUGUUGCGAGCGAGCACUCAUGGCCAUCACAGGAGCAUUUAAUACUGCUGCAGAGGCAACUGUUUCGGUUGGUGUGGCAUCCAUCGGAGGAGUUGUCACGGUCGCAGGCCUCGCGAUUACUGGCGCCAUCAGCGCCACACACUUGGCCAUCGCUCCAAUGGCCGCUCCGUCGCUCUCGGCUCCUGGCAGUCCCAGACCGAUGGCGACGAUGGCGAAGGGCGAGCGCGUUGCACAGACGAUGACGACAGUGGCCUGUCAGGGGUCCAAAGACGAGGAGCUUCCGCCGCACGACUUCACGCCCAAAUUGUCCUCCGAACGGGUCGAUACAGAGGUCGAAGAUGUAGUCGUUGGAACUCUUUCGGGAGAGGCAAUGAGUGACAAUGGCUCCGCCUCAUCGAAAAGCUACAGUGAUGUGUGCAUUGAUCCAGAACAUGAUUCGGAUCCCUCUGAUCCGUCCAACACUUCUCCAAAGUCUUCCUCCAGCCGACGCUGGAAUCUCGGAAAGGGGAAGACACGAAAAGCGGCGGGCGGUGUGAUCUUGGGAGGAGGUGAUGAUGAUGAGACUGGGGAGAUCAUCACCUCGGCCGCUUUAGGCAUCAACAUCGACAACCCUGGGAAGAUCACCGACUUCUACGACGUCGGGAGAUCGAUAGGCGAGGGCUCCUUCGGGUCCGUCUUCAAGGCCUCGGUGAAGGCCACGGAGGCCAUCCGCGCGGUGAAGCGGAUCCCGCUGCCCAAAGCAGGCCGCGACAAAGACACGCGGCUGGACUUUUUAAAGGAAGAGAUUCGAGUGGCAAAGCUCUUGGAUCAUCCGGGUAUUGUGAAGCUUUUUGAAGUCUUCGAAGACCACAAGAGUGUCUACAUGGUCAUGGAACUGUGCAGAGACGGCGAUUUGGAAGAGCACGUGAUGGAGGGCGGCCUGAGUGAAUUGGACGCCGCUACGGUCAUGCAACAAGUCUUGCGGGGAGUCGCCUACAUGCACGCCCACAAGAUUUGUCAUCGUGACUUGAAAUCGGAGAACAUGCUCUUGGUGCUGCGGCCGCCAGCCAAGAAGGGCACCAAACAUGCACAUUCCAAGUUUGAGAGUGCAAUCCGCAUCUCGGACUUUGGCCUCUCCUGCUCCUAUGAGGACGGACAAGUAUUGAAACGGAACUGUGGCACUGACAGCCACAAGGCACCGCAGGUGUAUGCUCACGCGUACAACUACAAGUGCGACGUGUGGGCGUGUGGCGUGAUCAUGUACUUUUUGCUGAGCUGUCGAUUGCCCUUCGAAGGCAGAGACGCAGAGGAGCUUCACAAGAAGAUCAUGGCCGCCAAAGUCACGUGGUGUCAGGAAUGGAUGUCAAGAUCUGGUGAAGCCAUGAACUUGGCCAAGCAGAUGUUGAUGAACAACGAAGCGAAUCGCAUGGAAGCUGCCCAGGCUCUGAAGCACAAGUGGUUCAGCAAGCAGGUGCCUCGCAGGAGGUUGGCUGCAGUGGACCAGGAGAUUUUGCAUUCACUGCGCGGCUUCCGGAAGCUCAACAAGUUCCGGAAGGUCUCUCUGGCCGUGAUUGCCAGCAUGUUGCCUGAGAAGGUCAUCCGCCCUGGGCGGGAUCUGUUCGUCUACCUGGACAAGGAUGGCGAUGGCGAGGUGACACUCACAGAGCUGCGAGAGUCCAUGGAAGAGUUGAAAAAGAACAAGCCGACAGAUGCUGGCAUAGCAUCUGAGGAAAUCUUCUCCGAUGUUCGGCGUAAGAACACAGAGCCGGCAGCCAAGCCGUCCUUGCAUAAGCAGGCGUCCUUCCAGGCUGACGGGCAGUACCCAGCCUUUAGCUACACCGAAUUUCUGGCUGCGACCUUUGAUCGCUCCAAACACUCCACUGAAGCCGUCUGCAGAGCAGCCUUCCGCUGCUUUGACAAGGAUGGCUCGGGGCAGCUGGAACCCAGCGAGCUGGUGGAUGGCUACCUUUUGGGGAAGCUGGAAGCUGAGGAGGUGGAGCGAAUCAUGGAAGAGUUGGAUGCCAAUGGCGAUGGGGAAAUCGAUUUCCAAGAAUUUAUGACCAUGAUGUCUCACCAGGAGCCAGUGUCUCCGACCGAAGCAACGCCAAAGGCAAGUUGA